UACAAAACCCGUGUUCGGCUCAAAUAUAGUGAGCGACCAGUGGAAAUGUUAUUUUCAGUAUUUCUUCGGUUACUAUAGAGGUUGGCUGGGUCGUCUGGUGUGCAAUCUGUGUUGAUCAGUGAUUUAAGAGUGGCAGAUGCUAGACGGCAUUGUAGGCUCAGCAUCCCAACCAGAUGGAUCUUGACUUUCUUCUUUUCCUACUCAACACUUUCCUAGUCCAGUUCUAAGAUUAACCAGAUGUCUUGUCUCUUUGUCGCUUUUAAUCUCUAACUCGAGACGUUACAGCAGGGGAUCAAGUCUGAGCGCUUCUAUGUAAUGAGUGCGGUGCAUAGUCGGUAUUAUUACUAUUGAUUACCCAGUGCAUGGAUCAACCUGAUAUAAGGGCCUGAGUUGAUAUUAAAUGAAGUGAUCUCGCAGUUUCCCCUAGCAAUAAGUGCGGUGUGUAUCUUUAGCGUGUUAUCUAAAGAUAGCAGGGUGAUAGUAAAAAAGUGCGCGAUGCAGGAAGAAUCGGUUUUGUCGGAGAUAAGUAGUGAGGCUGCUACGGCAGCAACGUCUUUCCGGGAUGUCGUUUUGAGUAUGAGUGAAACGAAAAGUGGUUUAGUGGCUCGGCGUCCAACAGAUUUGAGUUUGAAAAUUAUUAAAGAUGGAAGCGAAUCAGUUAGCACCGAGCAACAAUCACCGAAAACGAGAAUAACUGAACCCACGCCUAUAGCAGCAUCUAAAUCCAGCAAAUAUGUCAAAAGUCAUGACCUAGCCUUCAAAGAUCUACAAUAUCGAGUGAAAAGUGGAUUUCUCAAAUCAGAAAUCAAAACCAUUUUGAAGGGAAUAUGCGGAAAUUUCAAAGCUGGCGAUUUAACGGCAAUUAUUGGUCCGUCAGGUGCUGGUAAAAGUACACUCCUUAAUAUUCUUUCUGGAUAUACUACACGAAAUAUCCAAGGGGAAAUUACAGUCAACGGGUCACCUCGGGAGCUGAAAAAGUUCUAUACACAAUCCGCCUACAUAAUGCAAGACACAGAACUCCAACAAUUCUUGACUGUCAUGGAAGCUAUGCACUUUUCUGUUAAUUUAAAAGUUGGUGACCAGCUUGGACGUUCAGCGAAGAAAGAACGAAUAAAACGCAUUUUAGAGGCUAUAGGAAUGUAUGAGACUCGACAGACUGAAAGCGGACAUCUCUCGGGCGGACAAAAGAAACGAUUAUCAGUUGCUCUAGAACUAGUCACAAACCCACCAAUUAUGUUUUUAGAUGAACCCACCAGUGGCUUGGAUAGCUCAACUUCCACACAACUUAUCUCUCUAUUGAAAAAGCUGGCAGAUGAAGGACGUACUAUUAUCUGUACAAUUCAUCAACCAUCAGCACUAAUGUUCCAAAUGUUUGAUCAUCUGUUUGCUAUCGCUGAUGGCCAGUGCAUUUACACAGGGUCAACAAGCAAUCUUGUGCCGUUUUUAUCGGAAUUAAAUUUAAAAUGCCCGGAGUCAUAUAAUCCAGCUGAUUACCUUUUAGAAAUCGCCACCAAUGACUACGGACCGCAGAAUCCUCGUUUGGUGAAAAAACUCGAAAACGGUCUUCUCGAAACCUACAGGAAGAAACCGGGGAAUGUUACAGCUCAAGUAGAUGCCAUGCAGGCUGUCGAGCAAAUGAUGGAAGCUGGUCUUAUGACGCCAGUAACAGCCCCAAUUAUAGAAACAACUCUAUCCACUCCAAUGGCAACUAUAGAGGAAGAAAUUCCAGCUGCUGCGUGGGGUAGUAAGGAGAUGACCAGUGGCGGUUGCUUUGUUGAACUGGAAUCGAAAAAAGACUGCAGGAAGAAGAAGAAGAAACUUAGUAUACAAAUAGAUCCUAGUAAAUUGUGCCCGCACGAGAGUCGAUAUAUGUCGUCGUUUUCGAAUCAGCUCAUCCUCUUGCUGCAGCGGACCUUCCUGAUUUUAUGGCGAGAUAAAUCACUGACUAGAUCGCGGAUAAUAAUCCAUGCCCUGAUGGGAACCUUUGUUGGCAUUUUGUAUUAUGGAAUUGGAAAUGAUGCAUCGAAUAUGCUUAAUAAUUUUCGUUAUAUCUUCUUUUCAAUUAUGUUCUUGAUGUAUACGUCAUUUAGUUCGAUCAUACUCAAUUUCCCAUUAGAAUUUCCCAUGGUGUCUCGAGAACAUUUUAAUCGAUGGUAUUCCUUGCGAGCUUACUACAUGGCGCUGACAUUGGCUGAUAUACCGAUCCAACUCAUCUGUACCUUGAUAUUUGUUGUGAUAUCAUAUGUUUUGACGAAUCAACCCCUUGAAAUUUAUCGGUUAGUCCUUUUUUUUGGAAUGACAGUCAUGGCUUCUUUAGUGGCGCAAAGUAUCGGAUUGGUUGUAGGCGCUACAUUUAAUGUAAAGAACGGUGCCAUAUUCGGACCCUUCUUCAUCAGUCCGUUUCUGAUAUUCUCUGGAUUUUUUGUCCAGAUGCGUGACGUUCACGAAUUAAUGCAUUGGUUAUUUCACAUAUCAUUUCUCAAGUACGCACUGGAAGGGUCAUCCCUCGCCAUAUUUGGAUACGAACGGUCAAAACUCGAUUGCAACGAGAUAUUCUGUCAGUACGUGAGACCGAAUCGUUUUCUUCAGGUGAUUGGAAUGGAAGACGGAAGUUACCUAUUCGCGACAGCAGCUUUAACUUUUAUAUUUGUGAUGCUAAGACUCAUUUCUUUCUACAUAAUGUCGUACAGACUCCGAAUGAGUAGAUAAUGGGCUGCUUGUGGAGCAGUCAGUAGUAUUUAUUUGAAAAGAUUGUUUUCCCGUUUUGUUUUUGUUUAAAAGAUUAAAGAUCUAUCAUCACCGCAUAGUUACCAUUAGAUGAUAAAGUAUAAUUGAAGUAACCAAGAAACCGAACCAAAUUUUUUACAAGAUUACCAACAUCAACAUUCCUACUUGUUGUAGAUAGCCAUUCUUAUGCGCCAUUUGAUAAUUUUCUAAUUACAUACAUAUAGUAUACAUACUACAUACACUUGUAUUUCGAGGUGAUUAUAUGUUACAUUUAUUGCCAUGUGAUGAGGACACCAAGCACGUUAGGAGUUAAGAUUAAAUAAAUAUGAUAAUUUGUUACUGAAUAAAGUGCCCUGCGGGUACCUGUUUUCUAUAAGA
This is a messenger RNA of Hermetia illucens (black soldier fly), 3105 nucleotides long. Its product is annotated as ATP-binding cassette sub-family G member 4. NCBI's taxonomy places the organism in Eukaryota, Metazoa, Arthropoda, Insecta, Diptera, Stratiomyidae. The record is from RefSeq and is a predicted model, not a curated record. Gene Ontology annotation, cellular component: plasma membrane. Gene Ontology annotation, molecular function: ATP binding; ABC-type transporter activity; ATP hydrolysis activity. Bases 496 to 2709 code for a protein of 737 amino acids. The transcript is spliced from 8 exons.